AUGUCGGGCAGCACCUCGGCCGCCCCGCCGCCUUUUCAACCUCCCCUCGCACCUCGCUCCCCUGCCCUUGCCACCACCACCACCUCGACCCAUACCGCCCCCGCCCCUGCCAAUACCCCCGCGACCAACGGAGAAGCCAGCAGUAGCGCCGCGCCUGCCGCAGCUACGUCUUCCGCCGAGAGCACAGCUGGCGCCGCCGCCGUGCGCAUCACCAAGUCGUCUCCCGCUUCGCCAGCACCUCUGUCCUCGGGUACACCAGCAUUGCAAGGCUCCUUAGCCCCACCACCGCCAGCAGCAUCGGCACCAGCAUCGCCGCAUUCGACGCCUCAACCGUCUUCUCCACGGCCGCCGGCGCUUGCCAAUCGACCUGGCUCGGUUGCCACUCCAGCAUCCACGACAGCCGCAGCGUCGGCCGCACCUGCAGCCUCACCAUCGCAGCCAGCAGCUUCGACUUCCAGCUCGAUGGCGGCCAGCCAGGUCGAGGCUGCGCCCCCGCCGCCUCUUCUGAACGACGCCCUUGGUGCAGCGACCAUCGCACACAGCCCUGCCGCACCAUCCUCGACCGCGCCACCGGCAUCUUUGCCAAUGGCUGCGCUCGGCGCCAUGUCUGCCACCGAUGCGCAGCGCUUUGGUCUCGGGCACCUGCAGGGGAUGGGCCCGGGCAGCUCGUAUUCAUCGCCUCUGCAGGCCUUCCGACCACCCACGCAUGUCUCUCAGCCCCUGCCUCCUCGCACCAUCGCUCCGCAACCGCCGGCGCAGGCUGCCGCAGCGUCGAAACCCGGCGCGCAGGGCGACGUGGCUCAACCCAGCAGUGUGGUGCCGAGGUCGACGCCGACUGUCGCACCCGCAGCGACGACUGCCCCUUCCGUGCCGAAGCAAGACGCUGCCGCUGCCUCGGCCCGGACAAACUCCUCACCGGCUUCAGCGGGUGCAUCGUCCUCAAAUCAGAGCAGCGCUCCGUCAACCUCUGCCUAUGCCGCAAGCGAUGCUGCUCGGGCGAUCCCGACCAAUAAAAACAACCCGGCAUUCCUCAACAAGCUCAGGAGCAUGGUCGACGAUCCAAACACCGACGAGCUGAUCCGGUGGUCGCCGGACGGCGCCUCGUUCUUCGUGCCAAACCACGUCCGCUUCGGAGACGAGGUGCUGCCGCGGUUCUUCAAGCACAACCGCUUCUCGUCGUUCGUUCGGCAGCUCAACAUGUACGGCUUCCACAAGGUGCCGCACCUCCAGCAGGGAGCGCUCAAGCACGACUCGCCCACCGAGAGCGAGCUGUGGGAGUUUUCCAACCCAAACUUCCACCGCGAUCACCCCGAGUGGCUUGCCCGCGUGCAGCGCAAGAAGGGUGUUCGCGACCACCAUCACGACGCCGACAAGGAGAAGGAGCCGAUGAGCAACGAGCUCACCCACCCCGCGUCGAUGCUCAAGGGCGACUUCGGCCUCGGUGCGGCGGCAAACGGCGAGCAGGGCGCGCUGCAGCUGACGAGCGUCCUCAACGCCAUCAACGCGAUCAAGACGGCGCAGAAUAGCAUCUCGACCGACCUGCGCCACCUGCAAAACUCCAACCAGAGCCUCUGGCAAGAGGCCAUCGAGAGCCGGCAGCGCGCAAAGCGGCAGCAAGAGACGAUCAACAAGAUCUUGCGCUUCCUCGCCGGCGUGUUCGGUGCCCAAGACGGCGAGGACGGCGCGAGCCACGCCGCCACCGUCUCGGCUGCCAAGGGUCGUGGCGGACCCGGAUCCAGUGUGCGCCCGCUGCGCCCGGACCGCCUGAUGAUCGAAGAUGGCAGAGGCGGCGGUGGCGGCCUCAACGACUUCAGUAGCAUGGAGCUGCCACUCGAAGAUGAAGAGAUCGAGGAGCUGCCCGCCGCCAUGCGGUUCUCGAACGAGGACAGCCCGAAAGGCAACUCCCCUCCGCAGAAUGCCGAUCCGGCAUUCAGCUCUUCCUCACGCUUCACCGCUCUGGGUUCGCCGCCGAGGAAGCCGGUCAGUCUGCCCGACUUUGCGCCCGAGGCCGUUUCGACGCCGGGCGGGUCCCGCCGGCUGUCAUCGCAGACAGGUAAUUCAAUUCUCAACGCCUUGACCUCGGGCGAAGGCAGCGCAUGGCUCGCCAACCUCUUUGGCGCGGGCGCGGCAAACCAGGGCGGCACCAACUCAGCCGCCUCAACCCCGGGAGGCGGCUUUAAGCUUGACCCGCAGAUGGUGGCGGCGCUGCAGCAGGCUAUCGCGAGCGGCAACAGCAGCGGCGAUCAGGACUACUUUGCAGGCAGCAGCACCGGCGGCAAAACCAACGGCGUCGAUGACUCGCGCUUUUCUUUUGAAACGACGCCGCCGGCGAAAACGGCCGCUACAUCUCGAGCCUCGGGGAAGGGCAGGAGCAAGGCCAACGGCGCGAGCAAGGGCAAGGCGCAGCAGCAGAGCAAGGCGCAAGCCAACGGCAGCCUCGAGCACGACGCUCUGUCCAAGGUCGCCGGGCUCUCGCAGGCAUUGGUGCACUCGCCGUCGCGCACGCAGCCCAAGCUCGCCGGAGCGAGGUCGCAGUCCGGCUCCAACCUCCCUCUCGCCCAUCACGCCGCCAGCCUUGCUCCGGACUCGUUCCUCGGCGCAGCGGACGCCGCCAACAACCAGCAGGUCGGCCUGCCGCUCGCGCGGGUCACGCGUGACAUCCAGGGGACGGCGGCAGACGUCGAUCAGGUGCAGAACAGCAUCAACUCGCUGGUCGAGAGCCUGAAGCUAGACCCGAGUAUCCUGCAGUCGUUCGCGAGCAGCAACACGGCAGCCCCCGCGGCACCCGGCGGCCCUAGCCCGGCCUCUUCGAUGGGACAGACGCCAGGAUUCAGCAGCGGCACCAACAACAACAACAACAACAACAACAGCGGCAACAGCCGUAACGGUGCCGACAACAAGAGCUGGACCCACCUGACUGCAAAUGCCCCGGCCGUGGACCAGGCCUUCCAAGGGUUGUCGUUGCCGGAUGCGUCGCAGCCGCCUUCGGCCUACGCGGCCAACGCGGUCGAUGCCGGUCUAGCGCCGGCUGUUGGCGUUGACGGCGGCGUGCCUUCAUCCGCCGUCGCUCCGAGCUUGAACGGCGGCGGCGGAUUGGACGCCGACUUUGACGUCGACUCAUUCCUCAACCAGUUUGUCGACCCCAGCCAAGCACCUGGUCAGAGCCCGGCGGCGUUCCAUGCCGCCACUUCUCCGAGCAACGGCAUUGGCGGGGACGGUGCUGGCGGCAGCGACAGCAGCAUCUUUGGCACGGGCCUGGGCCUUGGCGGGAUGCUGGACGACCACGACGGCAUCGGCACCUCGCCCUCGUUUGCCUUUUCGCCGGGCACGACGGCGGCGUUCCUGCAGGGCGGGGAUGCUGGCAACGGCCUGUCCGACGUGUUUGGCACCGGCGCUCCGUCGACUGCCAUCAAUGGAGCGGGACAUGGCGGCGAGGUUACUGCAACAGCCAACACCGCGACCAACUCGACGGCUUCGUCGGCGCACUCGACGCCCGUGGUGGGCUCGUGGGGGAUCGCGGAACCGACAUCGUCGACGCCGCUCUCGGGCAGCGUCGGCAGUGGCGCCGCCGGACAGGCGACGCCCAUGUCGAUUUCGACGCCGCCUCCGUCCAACGGCGCCGGCACCGGCGUCGGUGGUCGCGCGCCGUCGUCGCUGUCGCUGAGCAACGACCGGAUCAAGAAGCGGAAGUCGACGACGGUCGAGAACGCGACGAGCAGCGACGAGGUCGAGUUUGACUCGAUGUCGUUCGGCGCGGCGGGCGCGGCGCGGAGCGGCAAAAAGACGAGGAAGAGCCUGAGUCCCUCGUCGGCCCGUUCGACGGCGGCGCCGUGA
This is a messenger RNA of Pseudozyma flocculosa PF-1, 3834 nucleotides long. RefSeq lists its product as uncharacterized. Bases 1 to 3834 code for a protein of 1277 amino acids. The transcript has 2 exons. The record is from RefSeq and is a predicted model, not a curated record. Gene Ontology annotation, molecular function: sequence-specific DNA binding; DNA-binding transcription factor activity. Gene Ontology annotation, biological process: regulation of DNA-templated transcription. NCBI's taxonomy places the organism in Eukaryota, Fungi, Basidiomycota, Ustilaginomycetes, Ustilaginales, Ustilaginaceae.